CUUACCAAGACUAAUUUCCGCCGACACAACAGUCCACACUCGACACUACCCCACUUCAGAGCCUCCAUGGGCAUUGCAACAUCAGCAUACAUCCUGACAGCGAACUAGCCGUUCAAAGCUCAGGUCCCUCGGCCAUGGCAACGCCCACCCGGCGGGCCGCGUCGCGCUCGGCUGCUCCUUCCUCAUCGCGUAGCACAAAGGCGUCGAGCAAGGCCGGGGCACCAAUGUCCCCUCUGGGGCAAAGAGGAUCAGAUAUCCCUAUAGACCCUUCACUGCUCGUCGAGGACGAUGCCCUCCAAGACGACAUUGACGCAGAGGGCGAGGUCGAUGACGGCGUUGGCUACUAUCUUCCUGAUGGGGGAUACUACUACGCGCCGGUAGCAGUGCCAGUCCCAUUCGACGCGUACGCCGCCCCUGGACAGGACCUACCGCUCGGGGCCGACAUCCCACUCCUCGCCAACCAAACCGGCCAGUCUGCUCCUUCCCUAUCACUCGACCCAGCACGAUACAGCUCGGCCGUGCCAUCUUCCAUGGGCUCGCCUGUUUCGACCUUGUCGACUGGCACCGUCAAGCGGAAGCGCGGCCGGCCGCCAAAGAACCCAGCUGCCCAUGCCAAUGGCAACGGCAACUCGUCGGCUUCGACGUCAACACCGCGUGCGCCCAAGGCCAACGGUACUGCGAGCUCCUCGUCCAAGCCAAACGGUACUACCAACGGCACCCGUCUCGCUGUCGUCCCAGAAACCAUCUGCAGCUUAUGCGGUGGGACAGACAGCAAGAACAAGAACGGCCAGAAGGAGAAGAUGGUCAGCUGCGUGCGCUGCGGCCGCAGUGGCCACCCGUCUUGCCUUGGCCACAACAACCCCGCAGUCAUCAAGAAGAUGAUGAGCUACGACUGGUGUUGCAUCGAGUGCAAGCCAUGUGAAGUGUGUCUGGUGCAAGGCGACGACCACAAAUUGUUAUUCUGCGACGGCUGUGACCGCGGAUGGCAUAGCUACUGUUUAAAUCCCCCGCUUGAGACUCCUCCCAAGGGAUCUUGGUACUGUCCGAAGUGUAUUGCCGAUGGAGAUUUCGCAUCUUCAUCCACUGCCGCAACGCCAACGUCCUCCAAACUGCAUCUCACGAAACCAACUGCUCCUCCAAGCUCAUCAAAGAAGGGCAAGGGACGAGCCGUUGACCUCGAUGUCGAUGCCACGCCCAAGGCAGCUGUGCCCCGUGACCGCAAGGGACGCGCGAGCACCACUCUGUCUCGUGAUGCGAGCCCAGCAGCACCUAUUAUCCCAAAGAUCAAGCUCAAGGCGAAUGGCCAGCCGGCACGGCCUCGAGGGAGGCCGCCAAAGAAUCCUCGCCCCCCACCCACAGACGAUGAGGCUCCCACCCCCGCUCCCAUUGUCGUCCGAUUGCGUGUCACGAGUGGUGGCAAGAAUAAUCUCGAGGUGGAGGAAGAGGAGGAGGAGCAAGUCCCCUACGGAGGGGUCUUGACUGGUGACGAUGCCGACCAGUCGCGGACAGCCAUCACAGAUGCCGACAAGUCCUUGUUCGACAAAUCAAGAAAGGGAGCCGAGGCCAGGUUGGGAGGACCGCCACCACCACUCUGGGACCCCCAAGCUAUGAUUGCCUCACCCGCGCCAUCACGACCCUCCACGCCGUUUGGGGGUAAGCCCACCCCCAGUCGACAGACUUCCGCCAAGGAGCCUCCGUCUACACCAACGCCGUCGAACUCCAUCUUGGCUACGCCGUCGACCGCACGACCCCUGCGCGACCGUGUCCUGUUGCAGCAAACCAGCACGCUGAGCGGCGCCCCGUCCGAUGCACUGCUCUCCACGCCGAUCAAGCCUGGGUCAGCAACUCCCACGGCUGGGUCAUCCCGACCACAGAAGAUUAACAAGGUUAGGUUUGGUCAGUACGAUAUCGACACUUGGUACCAGGCGCCGUACCCAGAAGAGUACGCCCAAGUGCCAGAUGGGCGACUCUGGCUCUGCGAGUUCUGCCUCAAGUACAUGAAGAGCGGGUUCGUCGCCGGCAGGCACCGGCUCAAGUGCAAGGCCCGCCAUCCUCCUGGAGACGAAAUCUACCGCGCUGGAAAUGUCUCCGUGUUCGAGGUCGAUGGCAGGAAGAACAAGAUCUAUUGCCAGAAUCUGUGUCUCCUCGCCAAGAUGUUCCUCGAUCACAAGACGCUCUACUACGAUGUCGAACCAUUCCUCUUCUACGUCAUGACCGAGGUGGACGAAAUUGGCGCCCGAUUUGUCGGCUACUUCUCGAAAGAGAAGAGAAGUCCCGAUAACAAUGUCAGCUGCAUCAUGACAUUGCCUGUUCGGCAACGCAAGGGAUGGGGCCAGCUACUCAUCGACUUCAGUUACCUCUUGUCAAUGAAGGAGGGUCGAGUCGGAGGACCUGAGCGCCCGCUCUCUGGCCUAGGCGCGCUUAGCUACAAGAGCUACUGGCGCACAGUCGUCUUCCAAUACUUGUCGAACGCACCAGAGCAUCUGACACUGGAAGACAUCUCCGCUGCUACCUCAAUGACGCUCGAGGAUAUCUAUACCACCCUCCGCGACCAGCGCAUGAUUACUGGCUUCGAAUCCCCACCACCGUCUACUCCACUUGCUCGUCCGAAACCCCGUGGUCGUGGCCGACCGCCCAAGAAUCCACGCCCACAGCCGGUGGCAGACGAUGACACGCUGGAAGGCAAGGUACCAAAGGUCAUUGUCCCCAAGCGGUACCGAAUCGUUCCGAACCGCGAGGUGAUUGCAGCGGACCUAGCCAAGUACGAAGCCAAGGGAUACCUCAAGCUCCAGCCCGAGCGUCUCAAAUACACGCCAUUCCUCACCACACGUUCGGCGCCUCAACCCCCACCUCUGGCUUCUGCUGUUUCUGGUAACCGCGCUGCUAUCAAGAAUGCGGAGCGACCCAGAGGCUUCGAGUCAGCAACGCCGUCGUCUGGGAACAAGGACGUCUUGGCAACACCCGUGGACGAGAACGAGGAUGGUCUCGGAGAGGCUGACGCCGAGGGCGAGCCGGUGACGCCGGAUCCACCCGAGAAGAUCAACGCCGGAGAGGACAAGGCCACGCUGGAGCUUGUCGCUGCUCUCUCAUCGUCGCCUGUUCGAAGCCUGCGCAAGCGCCCAAGCAAUGAAGCGAGCGUGGAGGGUUCGCCGAACAAGCGCCUGAGGAGCAGCCUUGCCCCAUCAAGCAUGAGCCCAGGCGACGGGAUGAGUCGACGACGGAGCUUGCGCGGUGUGACGGGGGCUGAGAUUGAAACGGCCACGCCGGUACGCUCGCCGCGCAAGACUGUCAACCACACGUCGCGGCGGGGCUCGACGCAAAGCACUCCUAGAAACAGACGGCCGAGUGCAGCGACUGCAUCGUGGGAAGAGGACGAGGACGCCUGGGGCGACGAGGAUGCCGAAGGCGAGGACGACGAAGAAUACAUGGAGGUGUAGCGUAAGUGUGUUAGACUGUUAGUGUAUCUACUUGGCAACAGCCGCCCCACAGGUGUGGAGAAUGUACAGAGUUUGCAAACAGUGGGAGGGGGGAAGAGCGGCGUUGCGAGCGGACGUUGCCGCGGGCCGAGAAUGGACAUGAGAUGACAUGUGAUUGUCUCCGUCACUGGGAGAGCGGAAUCGAGUGAGC
Messenger RNA from Vanrija pseudolonga, 3627 nucleotides. It is a transcript of the gene Kat7, whose product is annotated as Histone acetyltransferase KAT7. The transcript has 8 exons. The coding region runs from base 135 to 3437 and encodes 1100 amino acids. NCBI's taxonomy places the organism in Eukaryota, Fungi, Basidiomycota, Tremellomycetes, Trichosporonales, Trichosporonaceae. The record is from RefSeq and is a predicted model, not a curated record. Gene Ontology annotation, molecular function: transcription coregulator activity; histone acetyltransferase activity; DNA binding. Gene Ontology annotation, cellular component: chromatin. Gene Ontology annotation, biological process: positive regulation of transcription by RNA polymerase II; negative regulation of DNA-templated transcription.